AUGUCGUUGCUCAAAUCCUUCGGUCAAGCGCUACAGCGCUCAGUAGAAGUCGCUCGCGAUGAGACUGCCAAAAUGAUGCGCAUGGAAAUCUCUCCAACAUCCAAAAACCAAGGUGCUCUUCUCAUCUAUGCCAUGACUCAACCUUCACACUUGUCAAACUUUGCAACCGGCUCCGACUCGGACAUUGGUGGGUUAUCUCAAUGUCGACUUGGACUUGACGAAUCCUCACGCGGACGAUUCUAUGGUACACUGUCCUCGCAAGUACCCAGAGGAGGCAAAAUCGAGAAAUCUGGCUAUGCAGGGUUCCGUAAUCGAAAUCGGCCCACACUCUUUGGGAAUCAGUGCUGGGAUACUACUGUCCAUCCCUACCUUGCGCUGCGUGUGAGGAACAGGCUCGCGAAGAAGCCGAUUGUUACUGCAGACAAGAAUGAAAAGGUGGAUAGUAGCGGAGGAAGCGGUCUUCGGGCAGCAUUGCAUGCAAGCGAUCCUUCAGGACCAGCUGCUAGUCGAGCCAUCCACGCACUCGGGCUGGGAAAAAAAGAGUUGCCGGGACCCAAGUUCUUUGUAAAUGUGCAGACGGAUGGUCCUGUAACAAGUGAUCUUUUCCAACACCGACUCUACCUGCACGAAAACAAAGGUUCCGAUUGGCAGACUGUGAUUAUCCCAUUCGACGACUUCGUACUCACCAACACCGGUCAAGUCUCCAACUCUCAAGUCUCGAUGAUGAGGGAGAAGAUCCGAACAGUUGGUAUUUCUGCUGUUCUCGAUGUCCCCGUGCCUCCUUCGGCGUCCAAGCCGCCUAGCAAGGAUGCUCCUCCUUCUACACUUUCUCGCAGCUCGAGGAAGGAGGGAGAGGAUGAUUGGGCGGUGGACGGAGAUUUUAAGCUCGACGGUGAGGAGGUGAGAGGCAGCAAGCGUGGGACAACGUACAAUUUUGAUCUGGGUUUGGAGAGUGUUUAUGCUGUAGGCGAGCUGGAGGAGUUGGAUGGCUUGUUCCAGCAGUAG
Ustilago hordei is the source of this 1005-nucleotide messenger RNA. RefSeq lists its product as uncharacterized. Bases 1 to 1005 code for a protein of 334 amino acids. Lineage: Eukaryota; Fungi; Basidiomycota; Ustilaginomycetes; Ustilaginales; Ustilaginaceae. The record is from RefSeq and is a predicted model, not a curated record. Gene Ontology annotation, cellular component: mitochondrion. The transcript has 3 exons. Gene Ontology annotation, biological process: mitochondrial respiratory chain complex I assembly; mitochondrial electron transport, NADH to ubiquinone.